CGUUUUUAAAAAAUUCCCGCAAAAUAACAGACGACAAACCAUCCAUCCAUCCAUCCAGCGCAUCAUCCACCACCACCACAUACACUCUCUCUAUAUAUAUAUAUUACACGUCAUUCUCCCUCUCCCCUCUUCCGCCGCCGGCAAUCUCUCUGUCUAGGGUUUCUUUUCUCCGCCGCCGGCGACGAUGAUCCCUUACCAAUCUCUUCACGACGCCGAGAUCUCCCUCGGUCGUAAUCUCACCUUCGCCGAAACCCUAUGGUUCAACUACUCCGCUACCAAAUCCGAUUACUUUCUCUUCUGUCAUAACAUUCUCUUUCUCUUCCUCAUCUUCUCCCUCGUUCCUCUUCCUCUCGUUUUUCUCGAAAUCAAACGCUUAUACCCCUUCGAUGAGUACAAGAUCCAACCCAAAGUUCGUUUAUCUCUCCAUGAAAUGCUUAAUUGCUAUAAAGAUGUCCUGAAAAUGUUCUUCCUUGUUGUUGGUCCUCUUCAACUCAUUUCUUACCCUUCCAUCAAGAUGAUUGGAAUUAGGACAGGAUUGCCGUUACCGUCUGGAUUUGAGAUACUAUCGCAAUUAUUGGUGUAUUUUUUGGUGGAGGAUUAUACGAAUUACUGGAUCCAUAGAUUUCUGCAUAAUAAAUGGGGUUAUGAAAAGAUUCAUCGAGUUCAUCAUGAAUAUCAAGCUCCGAUUGGAUUUGCGGCGCCUUAUGCACAUUGGGCGGAGAUCUUGAUUUUGGGGAUUCCAUCUUUUCUUGGACCGGCUAUGGUUCCUGGUCACAUGAUUACGUUUUGGUUGUGGAUUGCAUUGCGCCAAGUUGAAGCCAUUGAUACACACAGCGGGUAUGACUUCCCCUGGAAUCCCACAAAAUACAUUCCAUUUUAUGGUGGCGCUGAGCAUCACGAUUACCAUCAUUAUGUUGGAGGACAAAGCCAGAGCAAUUUUGCAUCAGUUUUCACAUAUUGUGAUUACAUCUAUGGAACAGACAAGGGUUUUCGGUAUCAGAAGAAGAUACUUCAAAAGCUGAAGGAAGAUUCGACAAAUGGUGCUGCGCAGAAUGGAAGAUCAUACAGUGAACAGGAAAAUUAUAAAUCUGAAUGAUACAGAAGCUUUUUAGGUGGUUUAUGUUGUAUGUUGGUCUUUUGAAACUACCAAAAUUUCUUGUAGACAUAUAAAUAGUACUAGUAAAAUAGAUGUCUUUGGUUAGCUUCAGGAUGAAGACUAGUAGAACAGGGCUUUACGAAUUGUGAUUUUGUUUUACAAGAGUGGGUUGGGGAAGAAAUUUUUAUGGUGUCAUGUUUUGGAAUUCGAACAUUCGGUUUAGCUUCAUGUCUAUGUAAGAAUGAUCAUUUCCCUGUGGAUUGUAAAUUCUGGCAAUGUGAAACAGACUUCCUCCUCUGGGUUGCAAUUCAAAAAGCAUAAUAAAAUUUGGAAGUUCAGUUUUAUGUAA
Messenger RNA from Medicago truncatula (barrel medic), 1445 nucleotides. RefSeq names its product methylsterol monooxygenase 1-1. The transcript has 5 exons. The coding region runs from base 185 to 1096 and encodes 303 amino acids. Lineage: Eukaryota; Viridiplantae; Streptophyta; Magnoliopsida; Fabales; Fabaceae. Gene Ontology annotation, molecular function: oxidoreductase activity; iron ion binding. The record is from RefSeq and is a predicted model, not a curated record. Gene Ontology annotation, biological process: lipid biosynthetic process.